Molecule: messenger RNA, 1002 nt
Organism: Prorocentrum cordatum
Lineage: Eukaryota; Dinophyceae; Prorocentrales; Prorocentraceae
Source: the annotation of a GenBank genome assembly
AUGCUGCGCAGCACGGUCUUCGUGCCGGCGCCGGCGGGGAAGCCCGGCGCGCCCGCGGCAGCGUGCGCGGCGGCCGUGUUGGGCGCCGCCGGGAACGCCCACGCGGACGCGAUCGGAGAUGCCGCUGCCAAGCUCUCGAAGGCGGCAUGCCCUUUCAUGAAGGAGGUGCCGUGGAAUUCGGGUUCGUACAAUUUGCCAGCCGGGUCUGCGGACCCGAUCGGCUACACGAAGGCCAUCGCCAAGAUGAUCGAUAUGGGCGCUCAUAUGGAUUCCAAGCUGCUGAAGGCGGGCGCUGAGGCCCAGCUGAUGGCAAUCAACGCCGCGCUCGGGCGCAUGAUCGCGCCCGUGCCCGAGUCCACGACCAUGGGCGUGUACAGCGCCGUCGGGGGCCUGAUGGACCCGAAGGUUCCAGCGUGCCCGAUGUCGACGGUGAAGGAGUCCGACGCGAGGGCGGCCUACAACGCCUUCAUCGAUUUUACCCAGGUAGUGAAGGCUAACCCCAUCACUCCGUCUGCUCCUACGUCCUCUGUGUCCGGCAGCGCGGCGAGCUCCAUCGCGGCGGCCGCGGACGAGCUGUCUGCCGCCGCCUACCCUUUCGUCGAGGAUAUCGACUGGACCUCGGACUUGUAUUCGAAACCCACCCUGGGAGCUGAUCCGCAGAAGGUCGCCAAGGCCAUCGGCAAUAUGAUCACGAUGGGCGCGGCCAUGGAUGGCGCCUCCCUGAAGGAGGCCGAUAUCGCGCAUGUGAAGGCCAUCGGGGGCAUGGACGCGAAGGGCGUGCUGUUGCAGUCAGAUUUCGCGCCCAUUAAUGCGGGCCUCGGGAAGGCGGUCGCAUCGGUGCCGACCAGCAAGGUGAUGGACGUUUACAACUCGAUGGCCCAGGGGGUCGGGAGCCCCGGUGUUCCCAACAAGCUGUCCUCCACAGAGAACCCGGCUGAUGCUCAGGCGGCGCGCGGCGCGCUCCUGGAGUUCAAGGAUGUGGCGAAGGCCGCGCAGCGCUGA